AGAUUAUUGUCUGGAUUGAUACAACCAACCAUGCAAAAACAUCACCACAUCACUAAUUCUGAGUGUUUACAUAUGUUUUUUGAUAUUGUUUAUUUUCCGUUAACUAAAUAAUUAUCUUCAUAUAAUCUGUCCAUAACUUUUAAACUUCAUCCGUAAGUUUUUCCUUUUCGUGAAAAUAAUUGUUAGCCAUUGUGGAUCUUCUAAUUAUAAGUCGUCUUAAAGGAAAGAAGGUUUGCAAAAGACUAUAGUUUGUCUUCGACAAAAGAAAAGGCAGAUGAUGUUCUAUUUAUUGUACCCGAUGAAAGUAAUUCUUUCCGUUCCGUCAUUGUAAUAUCUUUGCUAUUAUAUUGCGAGAAAUGACCGACUUUAAUUGUAGCUUCAUUUUAUAUCUUCUUUGUAAACUGUUGCUCUGAUUGCUUAUAAUUGCAUUCAUGCAGAGAGCGCCAAGUUUUUUAAUAGAGGCCACGAUACCACAAGAACAAAGACAAUGUGGGAGGGUAGUAGACAUUGGAAUUAUAAUUGAUUGAAUAAGAAACAUUAUGCAUUGAAGAAUUUCAAAAAAAUACUGAAAAUUCAAGUCUUUCUUUGAGUAGAGGUUAUUCUUUGAGAAAGUGGCCAAUUCUACAGUAGUAUCACGGUUGAUAGUUUCGUAUGGAGUUGGAAAAUCUUGAUAAAGAGAAACAAAAAGUAAAAAGAUGAAGAAAAAAUAAGUCACGUUCUUGAACUUCGUGUGUGGUGGUUGGCAAACUUUAUGAGGAAUUAGUGGCUAUGGCUGGCCUUAACUCAAAUAUGUCCAAUGAUGACUUGAGUAUUGAUGACACGUGUCAAAAAACAUUGGAUACUACUGUGGAAAUGGAUUUUAAAACUGCCGUGAAUGAGCAAGAUGAUACAGAGAAUUUUAAUGUUGAAAUAUCAAGAUUUACACAUGCAAAUCAAGACAGCAUGUCAAAUAAUGAUUUAUCAAAUGUAUUUGUCAACAAAGACAUUAACAUUCAUGGCAACAAAGCAGUUUUCUCUGAGGAUCAUGGAGACAUGAAUGUUGAUGAAUUAAAUGGAGAUGCUUCUUGUAUAUCAGCUUUGUCAAUGAUUGGUGAAGGCAAUGACCAUUAUGAGCUUCUAAGAAUGUUGCCUGAAGCAGGAGAAACAAAGCUCUCUAAAGAAGUUAGACAGAAACUACGAAACAUUUUAAAGUCCAAUAAAGUAGUGAUUUGCCCACGAAAUAAUUGUGGAAAGCCCUGCAAAAGUGUGAGUGCAUUUGAGUAUCAUGUCGUGCGAUGUGGCAUUCCUUUGAAGUAUAUCAAAAACAAUAAACAAAGAGAUGAUUCACAAAGCUCAACUUGUUCUUCAAAACAGAAGAAAACACCGCGACGAAGGUCAACUAGAGUGAGAAAGAACGCAUCAGAGCAAAACCAAAAUGGUGGAAACAUAGAUGAUGAUGUGUCAGCUGAAGAAGAUGGUCAAUACAGUAGUCAUGGCUGGUGGAAGCAUUACGAAGAAGUACCAGUUCCACCUGAGGAUUUUCCUAACUCUGACCUCUAUUCGAAUCUGUCAUCGCUUACUGAAGCAUUCAAACACAGAUCUUCAAUGAAAUGUCCAAAAAAUUGUGGACGUACUUUUCGAAAGGCGGCAAACGCUUAUGAUCAUAUCAAGAAAUGUGUUAAAAACCAGAGCAACCAUCGCUGUAAACUUUGCGGUAAAAUAUUGACCACUAGGCAUGGAAUUAAAUAUCAUCUUAUUACAAAACAUCGUAAGAAGGAACACGAUAGUGAAAAUGAUGAAGAAAGCGAGUUUUCAGGGACAGAAAAUACUCCCGUAAAGCAAACAAAAGCGAAAGUAGUAAGAAUAUCCAAAAAAAAGAAAGUCAGAUACGAAGAGCCUACUGAAAAGUGGCAACAAACGUUUUAUACCCAUGAUGCUGUGCAAUCAUGGCGACCUAGUUUGAAACAUUGGAAAACUGUACCAUUAAGUGAGAUCUCCGGUUACGUACCCUUGAUAAAAACAUCGAAAGUAUUUGGCAUUGAGGACAUUAAGGGCAACGGUAAACCGAAAGAUUAUCAGUUGCCAUUGUUUGCUUCAACACCCGUCAAUUCAGACGGUGGUUUGUGUAAUAUCAUAAUAAAUGUUGGUGGAUCAGUGUGGGCUAUGGAUUGGGUACCUUUACCAUUAAAUGAAGAUAGUGAUCAAUAUCUUGCAAUCUCUUGUCACAACAAUCCUGAUGAGACCCAUUUAUUGUCGAAGAGAUACUCCGAGAAAGGUCUUAUACAAAUUUGGAAGUUUUUGAAAUUGAAAAAUGGAGAAAGGCCCAUUGAUUCAGCGGUAUUUUCUUUGGGUAUACUUCACGAGUGUGGUCCUCUCUGGGAAAUGCGCUGGUGUCCAUCUGGCGUAUGGGAAUCAACCACGAGUGGUGAAUUAAGUCGCCUAGGAAUGCUUGCAUGUGCUUGUGCUGAUGGAAAAGUACGAAUAUUCAGUGUGCCACAUCCUUGCUCUCUUGUCAAAGAUAGUAAUACCUGCGAGUCUUCUCCAGAAAAAUUAAUGUACCGCGCUAUCCCACACUUGGUACUCUCCCCAGGCUCUGUUUGCCGGCCUUAUCGUGGAGAAUGUGGGCCAACCUGGUCUCUGGCAUGGCAACCUUAUUCAGAUCACAAAAAGAUAAUUGCCUCUUUUGCAGAUGGUACAGUGGCUGUAUGGAAUCUCAAGACAAAGAGUCGUAUUUUGAAGUCCACGUCGUCAGAUGCUCUUACCGAGUAUCUUUAUCCUAUAUCUCAUUUUCAAGCUCACAAUUCCGUUAUACGAUCCCUCGCCUGGUGUCCGACUGACGACAAUUACAUCGCAACAGGUGGCUAUGAUCGCAUAAUUUACAUCUGGGAUCUCCGUCGUCCAUAUCAGCCGGUUCUUCAGCUGAUACACGCAUUGAGCUACAGUCUUAGUUGGCCACUUCAUUGGGGGCUAUUGAUCUAUAAUACAGAGGUCUUAUCUCGCAUUCGGGGUACACGUGUAGUCGAUUACUAUCAUGGUUCAAAGAAUGAUCGAACUCUAGGUCACUCCUCCACAUGUUUAGUCAGUCAUAAUGCAACUGUCUGGGACAACGACUUCUCUCAUUGGUCGAACCAUGUAGCUAGUGUUGAUGCUGCUGGGGUUAUGUCCAUAAAUUUCUUGCCAGAAGCCUUCAAUAAACGCACUAACAAAACGAAAACAACGAUAUUCCGCGCAUGUAUUGAACCUUCUGACGAUGGAAGCAGCGUUGAUGAAGAAAAUUACAAGAUUAUAUUCAAAGACUUUUAUCCGCUGAAUAAAAUGUCAAUAGAAGAAGAAAAAGUGUUUUGUGAGACAGCAAAUGUUCCACCAAGUCAAGUCCCGCAUGUUGCAUUUCAUAAAGUCCGAUGGAAUCCCAACUCUAGUUGCUUUUUUUGGUUGGCCGCUGGAGGAAAAUCAGGUCUAGUUCGAGUUUGCCAUGCAAAUGAAAUGACAGAUUAAUUUUACCAGAUUUUGCUUUGUACGAGUGUCUAGUUCUGUGACCGCAAAAGUUGAGUAGGAUUACAGACAAUGCUGUGUUGUAGCUUCGACAAAAAUGAUAGUUUUGACAACAAGUAUGUCUUUGAAUAUACAUCAGCAAAUGAAGUAACAUACGCCCAGGGCGUUACAUAAGUUCUUUCAUUUCUAGGCAGGGGCGUUUAAUAGAUACGACGAGUUUUAUAGAAAGGCGUUUAUAUCAUUUCUAUCAUCUUUAUAUAAACGAACAAAAAGCUACGAUACUGAUUGCCACAAUCGAUAACACACUAUUUUAUUACAUUAUAAUGGAAUGGGAUUAUAGAAACUUCUAGUAAAAAACUGCCACUUCCUAGGGAAGCGUUUCUUG
Molecule: messenger RNA, 3856 nt
Organism: Xenia sp. Carnegie-2017
Lineage: Eukaryota; Metazoa; Cnidaria; Anthozoa; Malacalcyonacea; Xeniidae
Product: general transcription factor 3C polypeptide 2-like
Exons: 26
Coding region: 769-3474 (901 amino acids)
Biological process (GO): transcription by RNA polymerase III
Cellular component (GO): transcription factor TFIIIC complex
Molecular function (GO): protein binding
Source: RefSeq, a predicted model, not a curated record